UCCUGGCAAAGACACGACACUGAAAUUCAUAAGUUCGAACACGCUUCUUGUGCAAGCUGCAUCCUUGUAGGAUAGCAACUACCAUACCAUGAUCAAUCACAGGUCCUUAUCGGAAAAAAAGAUCAAUCACAGGUGGGUGGAUCCGGCAAUCAGUCAAACGCUUCGAGCAAGAUGGAUUAAAGAAAGUGAUUUUAAUGAUCUCGUUGAGGAAACGUGGCAGCAGGCAUAUGCAUCAGCGUGGAGAAAGAAAAAUUAUAUCAAGAAACUGAACGAUGGAGAUGGUAAUUCUGUGGAAGGAAGUUCAGACUAAAGUGACUAAUCAGAUGAAUGAUUUCCUGAUUCACCAUAUACGCAUGAUGAUGUUCGCAAGGCCGUGUUUAGUAUUGGUGAUUUAAAAGCACCAGGGCCAAGAUGGACUACAUGCACUUUUCUUUAAAAAAUAUUGGCAUGUACUCGGUGAUGCUAUCUCAUAGGAGGUAUUGUUUACUCUAAACAUCCGCCAGAUCCCCGCUGAUUGGAACGAUACUUCCAUUGUUCUUAUUCCAAAAGUAGACACACCUGAAUUGAUUACUCAGUACAGACCUAUCAGUCUAUGCAAUGUCCUGUACAAAAUUAUUUCAAAGAUGUUAUCUAUGAGAUUGAAAAGCAUUUUGCCAGAGAUUAUUUCUCCCACUCAGAGUGCGUUUGUUCCGGGUAGAAUGAUAACAGAUAAUGUACUGAUUGCCUAUGAAUGUCUUCAUAAGAUAAAAAAUAAAAGAGUGGGGCAAACAUGCCUGUGUGCAGUAAAGCUGGAUAUGCACAAGGCCUAUGAUCUAGUGGAGUGGAUAUUUUUGCGGAGCAUGAUGCAGAAACUUGGUUUUCAUGAACAGUUGAUUGAAAUUAUCAUGGCAUGUGUCAGUUCUGUAAAAUUCAAGGUGAGAUUUAAUUAUCAAGGAACAGAACUAUUUACUCCAACGAGGGGUAUUCGGCGAGGGGACCCUCUCUCCCCUUAUAUGUUCCUUAUUUGUGCAGGACUUUCUAGUAUGGUGCAGUACGAAGAAGAAGUUUGUGGCAUGGAUGGGAUUAGAGUGUGCAGGAAUGCACCGUCAGUUUCACACCUUUUAUUUGCUGAUGAUUCUCUAAUACUCAUGAAAGUAGAUGUGUUAAAUGCAACUUCCUUAUAGCAAACACUAAUACCUACUGUCAGAGUUCAGGACAGAUGGUGAGUUUGGCUAAGUCAAGCAUAUUCUUUAGUCCUAAUACUACUGUGGUCUCAAGAGCAGAGAUCUGUCAAAUUUUGCAUAUUGAUACUGAAGCACUUUCAGACAAGUACCUUGGCCUCCCAGCUUUAGUGGGAGCUGACAGAAGUGAUUGCCUCACGCAUUUUGUAGAGAAUCAAAAUCAGGUUAAUGGGUUGGAUGGAAAAAAUCCUUUCUACUGGAGGAAAGGAGAUCUUAUUGAAAGCAGUGGCCCAAGCCAUACCUGUUUAUGCCAUGUCUGUGUUUAGUUUACCUAAAGGUAUUUAUAAAGAGAUCACAUAUAUUAUUGCACAAUUUUGGUGGGGUGAUGACGCGGAUAACAAAAGAAUGCAUUGGAUGGCUUGGUGGAAGCUUUCUGUUCCUAAAAGUGAAGGAGGUAUGGGGUUUCGGGACCUAUACUCUUUUAAUCUAGCAAUGCUUGCGAAACAAUGCUGGAGGCUGAUAACUGAACCGAAAUCUUUGGUGGCGAGAGUGCUUAAAGCAAAGUAUUACCCAAAUGGGUCUCUACUAGAGGCAACACCAAAGAAUGGCUCCUCGUUUAGUUGGCAAAGUAUUCUAAAAGGGCUUGACACCUUCAAAAAAAGUUAUAUAUGUAGAAUUGGAACUGGAGAGAAGGUAAACAUUUGCAGAGACCCAUGGAUUCCAUCUAGUGCAGACAGAAUGAUAAUCACUCCAAGAGGUCAAACAAUCAUUACGAGACUAUGUGAAUUAAUUGAUCCGGUUAAUGGGUCAUGGGAUGAAGCCUUGAUUACAGAGUUGUUUAAUCCGGUGGAUGUUCGUAGAAUACUUCAAAUUCCAUUACAUUUGCAAGGUUUUGAUGACUUUAUUGCUUGGCACCCGAAUAGAACAGGAACGUUUUCCGUCAGAAGUGCUUAUCAUAUGCAAUGGAUGCAUAGGUUUCAGGGGCAUGCAACGAUGGAGGGACACCCUGGUGUAUCAACACCAUUGGUAGUCUGGAAAACGCUAUGGAAGCUUCAAGUCCCACGUAAAGUUCAGAUUUUUGGAUGGAGAAUAUUGCGAGGAAUAAUCCCGCUUCGAGCUAUACUUGCUAAUAGACAUAUAGGUUCAAAUGGGGCUUGUCCAAUUUGUAACCUGGGAGUGGAGGACAUCCGACACCUACUUUUCCAGUGCACUAAUGCGAAGGAAUUAUGGAGGAGACUGGGUGUGACACAUAUUAUUGACCGAGCAAUUCAUGUGGAUAGAUCUGGUUCGGCGAUAUUUGAAUUUAUACUGUCUUUACCAGACCAGCAGCUCAUGGUUCAUCAAGAGUUGAAUUUUAAACAAGUUAUAAUUGUUGGAGGGUGGUAUCUAUGGUGGAUAUGGAGACGUGUGACACAUAAUGAAGCAAUUCCGUCAGCAUGGAAGUGGCCGCUAUCGGUACUAUCUAUUUCAAGUAACCAUCAGAGAGCUUCGGCUAUGACACAAGGAACAUAAAUGAAGCAAAAUGGUCUAAGCCCGAUUCUCGAUUUAUUAAAUUCAAUGUGCAUGCAGCGUUCUAUCCUGAUGAAGGUGUAGGUGUCGGUGUCAAAACCGGCGGAUCUCGGGAUGGG
Aegilops tauschii subsp. strangulata is the source of this 2788-nucleotide messenger RNA. The record is from RefSeq and is a predicted model, not a curated record. NCBI's taxonomy places the organism in Eukaryota, Viridiplantae, Streptophyta, Magnoliopsida, Poales, Poaceae.